This is a messenger RNA of Thyridium curvatum, 1530 nucleotides long. RefSeq lists its product as uncharacterized. The record is from RefSeq and is a predicted model, not a curated record. The coding region runs from base 1 to 1530 and encodes 509 amino acids. Lineage: Eukaryota; Fungi; Ascomycota; Sordariomycetes; Thyridiales; Thyridiaceae. The transcript is spliced from 2 exons.
AUGCUAAGAACAACAUUCAAGAGGGCCCUGCAGACCAGCGGCUGCCAGGUCCGCGCAGUCAGCAUGGCGGCCGUGAACGCCGAGGCACCGCAGAGGGCACCGAAGCGAGAGGGUGACAUCUCGAGCGUGUUUGCAUCCCUGUCCGGCAUGGAAGACACGCCCCUGCCGGACCGCUUCCGGGAGCUGAAACUGUCGCUGGUCGCCGGCCAUGAGCAAGAAGUCCAACAUAGCUGGAAGAGGCUACUCGUGGCUCUGCAGAAGGAGAACGAUAUCGUCGGCAGUCAGAAGUCCAACGUCAUCCCCGAGGUCGAGUACGCCAACCUCGAGGCCGACCUGGUCAAGAAGCAGGGCGAGCUGAGGAAACGCGGCGCCGCCAUCAUCCGCGGCGUCAUUCCGGAGCAGGAGGCGCGGGCGUACAAGGACGAGGUGGAGGCGUACGUCCGCAAGAACCCCGGAACAAGGGGCUUCCCCGCCGACAACCCCCAGGUCUUCGAGCUCUACUGGUCCCCGCCGCAGGUCAGGGCCCGCUCGCACCCGAACCUGGUCCGCGUGCAGAGGGCCCUCAUGCAGUCCCUCUGGCACGUCUCGAGCCCGCGCGCGCCCAUCGACACCUCCCAGCCCCUGGCCUACGCCGACCGCCUGCGCAUCCGGCAGCCGGGCGACGCCAAGUUCGCGCUGGGCCCGCACCAGGACGGCGGCAGCGUCGAGCGCUGGGAGCGCGAGGGCUACGGCCGGGGCGGCGUGUACGACGCCGUCUUCGCGGGCCGGUGGGAGGAGUACGACCCCUGGGACGCGAGCGGGCGCGUCGACGCCGUCAUCGACCUGUACGACGGCAUGGGCGGCUGCUCCAUGUUCCGCAUGUUCCAGGGCUGGCUGAGCAUGUCGCACAGCGGGCCGCGCCGGGGCACGCUGCUCGUCAACCCGCUGCCGCAGCUGUCCCUGGCGUACACCCUCCUGCGGCCCUUCUUCCGCCCCCGCAAGGAGCUAGACCUGGACGCGACGCCCGCCAGCUCGCCCGCCAGGCGGGAAUACCUCGACCCGUCCAACUGGGAGUUCACGGCCGGCGAGGCCAUGACGUCGGACCUGCAGGGCGCGAGGCCCUCGCAGGGCCAGGAGUUCCCCAAGCUGAGCAUGCACCCCCACCUGGAGCUCGACAGGACCAUGGUGCACAUCCCGGACGUGAAGCCCGGCGACUUUGUCGUCUGGCAUUGCGACACGAUCCACGCCGUUGACAAGGUCCACAACGGCGACUCGGACUCCAGCGUAAUGUACAUCCCCGUCUGCCCGACCACGGAGCACAACGCCGAGUACCUCGUGCGGCAGAGGCAAGCCUUCCUCGACGGGACUCCAGGCCCGGACUUCCCAGGUGGCAAGGGCGAGGCCGAGCACAUCGGCCGCGCCACGCACAAGGAUGUGACGGACCCGAUGGCGCGCAGGUCAAUGGGCUUAGAGAAGCUCUUGGCCGCACCGGAUAUGCAGCCCGGCGCCAAGGAGGCGGUGCAGAAGGCGAAUGCCCUGCUCGGGUUCUGA